CUGCACUACGGGACCCUCCUGGGCAGCAGAGCUUGUGCCCACAUGGCAGCAGCUGCCUGGGCCAGUGGCUUUCUCUAUGCUCUCAUGCACACAGCCAAUACAUUUUCCCUGCCCCUGUGCCAUGGCAAUGCCCUGGGCCAGUUCUUCUGUGAAAUCCCACAGAUCCUAAAGCUCUCCUGCUCCAAAUCCCAACUCAGGGAAGUGGUACUUCUUGCUGUCAGUGCCUUUUUGGUAUUUGGCUGUUUUGUGUUCAUUGUUUUCUCAUAUGUGCAGAUCUUCAGGGCUGUGCUGAGGAUCCCCUCUGAGCAGGGACGGCACAAAGCCUUUUCCACCUGCCUCCCUCACCUGGCUGUACUAUCCGUGUUUAUCAGCACAGGCACAUUUGCCUAUUUGAAGCCUCCCAAAAUUUCCUCCCCAUCCCUGGAUCUGGCCCUGUCAGUUCUGUACUCGGUGGGUUCCCAGAAGAGCAGGUUUCAGCUCCACUGGAUCCCAGAGGAGGACCAGAGCGAUUGA
Molecule: messenger RNA, 513 nt
Organism: Melospiza melodia melodia
Lineage: Eukaryota; Metazoa; Chordata; Aves; Passeriformes; Passerellidae
Product: olfactory receptor 14J1-like
Exons: 2
Biological process (GO): G protein-coupled receptor signaling pathway; detection of chemical stimulus involved in sensory perception of smell
Cellular component (GO): plasma membrane
Molecular function (GO): olfactory receptor activity
Source: RefSeq, a predicted model, not a curated record